CUAUCUCUGCCUCGUGGGUACAACGUGUGUUGCAAAUGCUGGUUUACAGGAUUUUAAACAGGAUUAAUGUUCUGUCUGGAUCUAAGUUAGCAUAUCAAGUAUUUAAUUUUAAACGAUCUCUAUCAUUACUGCAAAAUAUUCCAAACAAAAUGUCAUAUUCUGUAGUUGAACGUGGUUCUAUUAAUUCACUGGAUUAUAGGCUUUAUUUUUUAAAAGAUGAAUCUCCAAUUUCACCUUUUCAUGACAUUCCACUUUAUGUCGAUAAUGCGAAUAAAACUGUCAAUAUGAUUGUUGAAAUACCACGUUGGACAAAUGCCAAAAUGGAAAUUAAUGUUAAGGAAACUUUAAAUCCAAUAAAGCAAGAUGUAAAAAAGGGCAAAUUAAGAUUCGUGGCGAAUUGCUUUCCUCAUCAUGGAUAUAUUUGGAAUUAUGGUGCUCUACCGCAAACGUGGGAGAAUCCAGAAGUUCUUGAUAAAGCUACAGGAUGUAAAGGCGAUAAUGAUCCAAUUGAUGUUUUGGAGAUCGGUUACAGGGUUGCUAAGAAAGGCGAAGUUCUGCAAGUUAAAGUUCUAGGUUGCCUGGCUCUUAUAGAUGAAGGUGAAACUGAUUGGAAAAUUAUUGUUAUUGAUGUAAAAGAUCCAAUAGCCGACCAAUUAAAUGAUGUGAGCGAUAUUGAAAAGCAUUUUCCAGGCUUGAUGAAAGCUACUGUUGAAUGGUUUAAAAUUUAUAAAAUCCCUGACGGAAAACCCGAAAACCAAUUUGCUUUUAAUGGCGAAGCUAAACCAAGAGAUUUUGCUUUGAAUAUAAUUGAAGAAGUAAAUCAACAUUGGCAAAAUCUUGUCAAUAACAAAACACCAUCUGGAGGCAUUGAGUGUUCUAACGUAACAGUAGAAGAAAGUCCAUUCAAAAUCAGUCCAGAAUCAGCAAAGGAAAUUUUGCAAAAAGUACCAGAAUUGAAUGAAUCUCCUCAACCACUUGAUGCUAUAAUUGACAAAUGGCACUAUGAACAUUUAAAGUAAACCACCAGAAUUAUGUUUCGUAAACACCAUUGUGACUACAAAAAUUGUUCGAAUUCAUGUUGUAAUGCACAUCAAAAUAUUUUUUUAAACGUUCCUUUAUAUGUAUGUGACAAAUAGAAUUUCACUUGUAAGAAAAUAUUGAGGUAAAAUUAAAUUUUCUUCUAAAAUUUUCCAACUA
This is a messenger RNA of Leptopilina boulardi, 1197 nucleotides long. RefSeq lists its product as uncharacterized. The record is from RefSeq and is a predicted model, not a curated record. Gene Ontology annotation, molecular function: magnesium ion binding; inorganic diphosphate phosphatase activity. NCBI's taxonomy places the organism in Eukaryota, Metazoa, Arthropoda, Insecta, Hymenoptera, Figitidae. The coding region runs from base 36 to 1019 and encodes 327 amino acids. Gene Ontology annotation, biological process: phosphate-containing compound metabolic process. Gene Ontology annotation, cellular component: cytoplasm. The transcript has 8 exons.